AUGCACAACAUAGACAAGAGAAGGGAAAAGGAAAAAAAAGGAAGACCACCAAGGAGCAAAAGAAAACAGAAGAGCAAAGCAAAGCACAGGAGGCAAGCAGAAAGAGAAGAACAAGGAAGAAACAGGGCAAGAAAUAAAUCCAAGAGGAACAUCGCAAAAGCAGCAGGGACACAAAAAGACAGAAGCAAGCAAGGAACAGAAGCAAGACAAAAAAAAACCAGGAGCAAAAAAGAGGGCACAUGA
This is a messenger RNA of Arctia plantaginis, 243 nucleotides long. The record is from the annotation of a GenBank genome assembly. NCBI's taxonomy places the organism in Eukaryota, Metazoa, Arthropoda, Insecta, Lepidoptera, Erebidae.